Messenger RNA from Striga asiatica, 1869 nucleotides. The record is from the annotation of a GenBank genome assembly. Lineage: Eukaryota; Viridiplantae; Streptophyta; Magnoliopsida; Lamiales; Orobanchaceae.
AUGAAAAUGAUAAAUCAAAUUUCCAUUUUCCUAAUCUCCUUCAUCCCCCAAAUCCUCGCCCAGCAGCCCUACAUCCGGCAGGCGACGACCCUCUGCGACAGCCGGGACAACUCUACCUCCGUCCUCGGCUACACCUGCAACGGCCCCACACCCACCUGCCGGGCCUACCUCACUUUCCGGGCCCAGCCCCCUCACGCCUCCGUCGCCGCCAUCUCCGCCCUCCUCUCCACCAACUCGUCCGACCUCGCCCGCCUCAACUCGGUCCCCACCACCACCACCUUCGAUUCCGGCCAAACCGUCCUCGUCCCCGUCACCUGCUCCUGCUCCGGACCACUUUACCAGACCAACGCCUCCCACACCGUCGUCUCCGGCGACACCUACCUCAUCAUCGCCAACAACACCUUCCAGGGAUUGUCCACCUGCCAGGCCCUCCAGGCUCAGAACCCGAUUCCGGCCCGAGAUCUGCUCCCGGGCGAGCGGCUCACCGUCCCGCUCCGAUGUGCGUGCCCGACCCGAAACCAGUCGGUCAACGGCGUCAAUUACUUGCUCAGCUACCUAAUCUCCUUCAAUCAGUCUCUAUCGACCAUCAGCGCUCAAUUUGGGGUCACCGACGACGAAAUCCAAGCCGCCAACGGGUUAUCACCGUCGGAUCUCAUCUUCCCCUUCACCACCAUCCUGAUUCCUCUCCGGAACCCACCGACGCCAUCCCAAGUCACAUCUCCUCCUCCUCCGCCGCCGCCCUCCCCUCCUCAAUCCUCCGGCGGCAGCGGCUCGAGCCGCACGUGGGUGUACGCACUGGUCGGCUCAAUCGCCGGCCUAUUCGCUCUGUUCAUCCUGGGCACUGUCGUUUUCUGUUUAUUCUUCCGGAAAAAGAAAAACCAACCCGGAAAAAAACCCGACCCGGCCAUCCCAUCCCAGAGCUUCGACUCGGUGGUAAAGGAAUCGAACGGGGAAUAUUCCGGGGACUUCCUCUCCAGCCUCUCCAGCAUAGCCCAAUCCCUAAAGGUCUACACAUUUGACGAGCUCCGGGCUGCUACGAACAAUUUCGGGCCCAACUGCCAGAUCUCGGGCUCGGUCUACCGCGGCACAAUCAACGGCGAUUUCGCCGCCAUCAAGAAAAUGAAAGGCGACGUCUCGAAAGAGAUCAAUCUCCUCAACAAAAUCAACCACUUCAACCUCGUACGCCUCUCUGGAGUCGCCUUUGAUGAGGGCGAUUGGUAUCUCGUAUACGAGUACGCCCCAAACGGGUCCUUAAACGAAUGGAUUCUCGAACGAAAAAAGACUAACCUAAAUUGGAACACAAGAUUGCAAAUUGCUCUAGAUAUAGCCGCCGGAUUAAACUACCUCCACCGAUAUGCCUCACCGCCUCACAUCCACAAGGAUUUGAAUAGCGGCAAUGUGCUUCUCGACAAGGAUUUCCGAGCGAAAAUCGCGAAUUUCGGGCUCGCGAGAUCGGCCGAUGGGGAGUUUGCGCUGACGAGGCAUAUCGUGGGGACUAAAGGUUACAUGGCGCCCGAGUAUUUGGAGAACGGUGUCGUGUCGACUAAACUCGACGUGUACUCGUUUGGGGUCGUGUUGUUGGAGAUUCUAAGCGGGAAAGAGGUGUAUGGAGGGGUGAAAGCGCAAUUAUCGGAAGUUUUGUGGGAGGAGGAUGGAGGGAGAAGGGAGAGUUUGAGGGAGUUGAUGGAUCCUUUGUUGGGAGGGGAAUAUGCGGAGGAUGUUGCGGUGGUGUUGUUGAGGAUAGUCGAGAGUUGUGUGGAGCGGGACCCGGCAGAUCGGCCGGAGAUGGACCAUGUUUUUAGGUCUCUGUCGAGGGUUUCGGCUUCUGCAGCAGUUGGUGUACCAGGAUAUGAGACUGGUCCUAGAUAA